AUGGCAAAAGCUUAUGAUCGUAUGGAGUGGCCUUUUCUACGCAAAAUGUUGCUGGCAUCAGGUUUUUCCAUUGAGUGGGUGAACUUGGUUAUGCUUCGUGUGACCACGGUCUCCUACAAUGUUCUAGUGAAUGGAGCAAAUGUUGGUCAGGUUGUCCCUACUCGUGAAUUGCUAGGGGAGCACCCCUGGUAUCACAUUUGUUCUUUGCAGAUGAUAGUAUCUUGUGUUUCAAAACAACUACUCUGGAAGCAGGAGUUAUCAAGUAGUGCCUUAUUGAAUACGAGAAUAUGUCUAGGCAGGCGGUUGAACUUCCAUAAGUCUAGUGUGUGUUUGAGUAGGAACACUUCUGAGUUUGAUAGAAAUAAAGUGGCAGCGAUUUUGGGUGUUGUUCAAGCUCCUAAUUUUGGGAAAUAUUUGGGACUCCCAUUCUUUGUAAGAAGAGAUAAGAGAGUUGUGUUCUCAUAUAUUGAGGAUAAGAUUAAGCACAUGAUAGGUUGGCGGAGUAAGAAGCUUAUUUCACAGGCACGAAAAGAGGUCCUUAUCAAAAGUGUGGCCCAGUCUAUGCCUACAUUUACUAUGAGUGUUUUCUUGCUCCCUGACUCAGUUUGUUUAUCCAUUAAGAGGGCCAUGAAUCGCUAUUGGUGGGGGUCUGGGAUUGAGAAAGCUAUGCCCCAUGAGCUUGAUGGUUCAUUGGUUUCAGGGCUAAUUGAUCUGGCUACUGGUACUUGGGAUCAAUCGAUCGUCCAAGACAUCUUUGAUUCGGGUGACGUGGAUCUCAUCAUGAGGGUUCCGAUCACUCCUUGA
This is a messenger RNA of Ipomoea triloba (trilobed morning glory), 804 nucleotides long. RefSeq lists its product as uncharacterized. The transcript is spliced from 3 exons. The coding region runs from base 1 to 804 and encodes 267 amino acids. The record is from RefSeq and is a predicted model, not a curated record. NCBI's taxonomy places the organism in Eukaryota, Viridiplantae, Streptophyta, Magnoliopsida, Solanales, Convolvulaceae.